Molecule: messenger RNA, 171 nt
Organism: Dicrocoelium dendriticum
Lineage: Eukaryota; Metazoa; Platyhelminthes; Trematoda; Plagiorchiida; Dicrocoeliidae
Source: the annotation of a GenBank genome assembly
AUGCUUUCAAUACCUUCAGGCUUUGAAACAGCCUUAGGGACUUUCUUAGCCCUCUUCCUCCUGCUUUUAUUGGGCCCAGGGGCAAUAAGUUCGGUCACGCUUUGGACGGCUUCCGGUACGACAUCAGAGGCCCCUUUAGAGGCAUUCUGGACCGCUGUGACACACGACACG